Messenger RNA from Olea europaea var. sylvestris, 776 nucleotides. RefSeq names its product RING finger protein 141-like. The record is from RefSeq and is a predicted model, not a curated record. The transcript has a single exon. The coding region runs from base 63 to 734 and encodes 223 amino acids. Lineage: Eukaryota; Viridiplantae; Streptophyta; Magnoliopsida; Lamiales; Oleaceae.
UAAUAUUCCCAGAAAUAAUCUCUCUCUAGAUUGCGUGCACUCGAGCUUUUCUCUAAAUAUUGAUGGGUUCGGAAAUAUAUAGAACACUCCCCGUGUCGACCUGUUGGUCGGCAUCCAUAGAUGAACGACCGAUUACAGAACCAGUGGGUAUCAACCCUCAUUCAACAAUGUGUGUUCUCCUGAAAUUAAAUGUUCAAACCAUCGAACAAUGGGUGAAUUACAAUGACGAAGUUUUAAUGGAAGAUGUAAGACCAUUGAGGUCACGAUUUACUUGGGUCGAUUUUGGGGCGAUCCAUGAUGAUUUGAAACAAAAUCUGUUGUCAAAACUUCCAGAUUGUGGAUCUGAUCAUUAUUUUAAAGAAGAAAUUGUGAAAAUUUUAAUUAGCUAUGGACACGACAUCCUAGCUUCUGCAGAUGAGAAAAAAAUGUUAGAUGUUUAUAUGACGCAGUUUGUUAAACACCGUCUGGAUGAAACUUCGUUGGGGUCGAUUAAUGGUCCGAACAUGAUACCUGCGAGCAUGGAAGCGAUCAUAUCUCUGCCAAAGGAGAUUCGUUUCAAGGACAAUAGCAACGGGGUUGAGAGUUGUAUGGUGUGCUUGGAAGACAUAGGGACAGGGUCCGUGGUAUCAACCCUUCCAUGUUCUCAUAUUUUUCAUAGCUUUUGCAUUUCGAAAUGGUUAAAGAGAAGUCACUGUUGUCCUAUUUGUCGCUUUAAGAUGCCUAUUGCACAAUGAAACAAGUCAUGUACUUUUCAUAUUCUUUUUUCCUUCGUUUUA